GACACCAGAGGGAGCGGACUGAUACACUGACAGCGACGCUGCGACGUCGAAAGUUUAAAUCACCUGACGCUGUUUCUCUCUCGCUACAUGUUAUUCUACAACCAUGAAUUCCGACGCAGUUUUGUUGUUAGAGACCGUGAAUUUUGCCGCAGAGAAACACCGUAACCAGCGACGCAAAGACCCAGAGGCAACGCCGUACAUUAAUCACCCCAUCGGAGUUGCAAGAAUCAUCAGCCAUGAAGGAGGGGUCGCAGACAUCGAGGUUUUGCAGGCGGCACUGCUCCAUGACACAGUGGAGGACACGGACACUUCUUUUGCAGAGCUAGAAGCGAAGUUUGGACCGAUCGUGGCUCGUAUCGUUCAGGAGGUGACGGACGACAAAAGCCUGUCCAAACAGGACAGGAAGCGUCAGCAGGUGGAACACGCAGCUCACUGCAGCCGCCAAGCCAAAGUGGUGAAACUGGCUGAUAAACUUUACAACCUGAGGGACCUGAACCGCUGCACCCCCUCCGGCUGGACAGCCGAGCGUGUGCAGGAGUAUUUUGUGUGGGCCAGUGAGGUGGUGAAGGGCCUGAGAGGAACCAACUACGCUCUGGAGGAGAGGCUGGAGGAGCUCUUCAGACAGAGAGGGGUCCAGCUCUGACAACACAUGGGAGAGCACACCAUUUGAAUUACAAUAGGAUACAUUUAUUAGUUGUAAAUUAUAGAAAUAAAUCAUAUUUCAUAUGCA
Messenger RNA from Trematomus bernacchii (emerald rockcod), 730 nucleotides. It is a transcript of the gene hddc3, whose product is annotated as HD domain containing 3. The coding region runs from base 104 to 643 and encodes 179 amino acids. Gene Ontology annotation, molecular function: guanosine-3',5'-bis(diphosphate) 3'-diphosphatase activity. The record is from RefSeq and is a predicted model, not a curated record. The transcript has 4 exons. Lineage: Eukaryota; Metazoa; Chordata; Actinopteri; Perciformes; Nototheniidae.